Molecule: messenger RNA, 1111 nt
Organism: Tricharina praecox
Lineage: Eukaryota; Fungi; Ascomycota; Pezizomycetes; Pezizales; Pyronemataceae
Product: 60S ribosomal protein L11
Exons: 3
Coding region: 130-663 (177 amino acids)
Biological process (GO): translation
Cellular component (GO): ribosome; cytosolic large ribosomal subunit
Molecular function (GO): structural constituent of ribosome; RNA binding
Source: RefSeq, a predicted model, not a curated record
CAAAUCCAACAAGGCGCUUUGGAUCCACAGCGAAAGACGGUACGACAACCCCCCACGACGCCCAACCCUACCGACCGACACCCAACACACCGAAUUCCCCGGCACCGGCAGGCAUACCCAGAUUCAACAAUGGCCGAGACUCAGACUCAAUCGAAGGAGGCGAACCCCAUGAGGGAGCUCCGCAUCGAGAAGCUCGUUCUCAACAUCUCCGUCGGAGAGUCUGGUGACAGACUUACCCGUGCCGCCAAGGUGUUGGAGCAGCUUUCUGGUCAGACUCCCGUCUACUCGAAGGCCCGUUACACCGUCCGUACCUUCGGUAUCCGUCGUAACGAGAAGAUCGCCGUCCACGUCACCAUCCGUGGUCCCAAGGCUGAGGAGAUCUUGGAGCGUGGUCUCAAGGUCAAGGAGUACGAGCUGCGCAAGCGCAACUUCUCUGCAACCGGUAACUUCGGUUUCGGUAUCUCUGAGCACAUCGAUCUCGGAAUCAAGUACGACCCUGGUAUCGGAAUUUACGGAAUGGACUUCUACGUCAUCAUGUCCCGCCCUGGUCUCCGUGUUGCCAAGCGCAGACGCUGCCAGUCUCGCGUCGGUCACUCGCACAAGAUCUCGUCCGCCGACACUGUUAAGUGGUUCAAGGCCAAGUACGAUGCCACCGUCCGGUAAACUUGCCAUUGAAGGGGGAUUUGGGGGGAACGGCGCAUAAUAAAAGCAUGUGUUUCUAUCAAGGUGCUGCUGGGAUGACGCUGGGUGUUCUGGUUUGAUUUUUUUUCCUUGCUGGGAUCAUUGCCUGUAUUUAUGUGCAAAACGAACCCCUCUACGGCACCACUUGGUGACGGCCACUCUUCAUGAUUUACCUAUCUGCUUCUGCGGACGGAAUCGUGAUAUGUGAGGAUGCCUUCGGGUGUCGCCGGCAAAUCGCUGUGUUACUGUGAUUUUGAAUUUGCCAAACCCGAGUGACAGUAGCGGGAAGGACUAGAAAAGAGCGGACGAUGUCACCUUUUUUGCGGAUGCAGCGGGUAUUCUCAAAAUCUCAAUGAGCGUGGAGGUACGGCAGAAUCACACUACGAAGAAACAAGCCUCAAGCAAAUCCCACUUGACCAGAAUUCGUGCA